This is a messenger RNA of Solanum stenotomum, 1977 nucleotides long. RefSeq lists its product as uncharacterized. The record is from RefSeq and is a predicted model, not a curated record. NCBI's taxonomy places the organism in Eukaryota, Viridiplantae, Streptophyta, Magnoliopsida, Solanales, Solanaceae. Bases 1 to 1977 code for a protein of 658 amino acids. The transcript has a single exon.
AUGGCAACCGAAGGGGACGUGAACGCCGCUAGCACCACCAACAUCCGUCCGGAUGGAGGAAAGAAGUCCCGAAAGGGAAAGAAGCACCAAAAGAGUCUUGAGGAAAUGCUGCUGGAUCCUACACCAAGCGAGGCGCUAACAUCUCAUCCACCCUCGACCACCGAGGCCAGCGACGAUGAACACGGCGAAGGGGCCAUCGGCGUCACCGCAGGAGAAGAGUGGGUCUCAAGGGUUGAAGUGGCCAGGCAGGUUGUGGAGAUAUUAGGCCGGCGCAUGAUUGUAGCCGAUAGCAAAUUCAAGUUUCUUGAAGACUUCACCCUUGAGGAGACCGAAAACAUCCGCAAGGAGUUGGAGGGACGUCAGCGGGCCGAGUUCGAGAUGAAGGAGGCCAUCACUUCCUUGGAGUGCCGACUCAUGGAGGCAUUGAACACCAUUGAAACCAUGAAGGCCGAAAUGAGGACAAUCAAGGAAGGCAUGGAGGUUGGAGGAUCGGCAUCACCCGACCGUGAUAGGGAGGCCAGAGUCGAGGCUCCCAAGCCACCUAUGUUUAAAGGCAUCCGCGAUGCUCAAGAGGUGGAGAAUUUCUUGUGGCACUUGGAGAAUUACUUCAAGUGUAGUCGGGUGAAGAGUGACGAGACCAAGAUCAAUACUGCCGUGUUGUACCUUUCAGAGAUGGCCAUGUUAUGGUGGAGGCGCAAAGAAGCCGAGAUAGGGAAGGGGACGUGCACCAUCAACACGUGGGAGCAAUUCCGCGAAGAAUUCAAAAAAGCCUUCUUCCCUAAUAACGUCAUAUACGAGGUUAAGCGCAAGUUCAGGGAGCUGAAGCAAACAGGAAGCAUUCGGGCGUACGUGAAAGAGUUCACAACUCUAACACUUCAGAUUCCCAACCUCACGGACGAAGACAUGUUGUUCCACUUCAUGGACGGGUUGCAGAAUUGGGCCAAGACGGAGUUGGAGCAGCGACAGGUCAAGACCAUAGACGAAGCCAUCACACAGGCCGAGUCUUUGACAGAUUUCAAGCAUGAUCGGCAUGACAAAGCAAAGGGCAAGGAUGCAAGGAGCAGUCAUGCCAAAGGUGGGGGAGACCGUGGCCGAGGCAAGGAGCAGCAGGCACACCCCAAGCAGCACGACCCCUACAAGACGGACAGUAGACGGUUCGUGCGCCAGAACUACACGAAAAAGAAGGCGCAGACCACCAAGGGAGAUGGUUGCUACAUAUGCGGAGGACCACACGGCUAUGCCAGGUGCCCGGAGAUGAAGAACCUUGGUGCCAUCCUACGCGAGCGGAAGGAGAAGGACGCACAGGAGCAAGGGCAAGACGCGGGCACGACGCAGUUAGGCAUGGUUGGACUAUGCGGGGCGAUAGCCAAGCAGACAGAGAAGCCAGGAGACUUCAGCACGCAGUAUGUAGACAUCUCCAUUAAUGGACGUACAGCUCGUGCCAUGGUGGACACCGGGGCAGAAGCAAACAUCAUGACCAAGACGGCGGCAGAGAGGUUAGGGCUGGGCUAUGUCCCAAGCAACAACCGCCUCAAGACGGUCAAUGCACCACCGGCCCCCGUGUGCGGAAUCGCCCAAGGAGUGAGCAUCACGUUGGGAGGUUGGCAAGGUAAGACAAACUUUACCGUCGCUCCUUUGGAUAUCUUUGACAUUAUUCUUGGGCAAGAGUUCUUCCAGUGGUGCCAUACGAUGAUUGACCCCCAACUCCAACGACUCAUGGUCUUGGAGCGGGAAGGGUCAUGCAUGGUACCUCUAGUCAAGGUACCAAAGAAGGAACGACACGCCCUCCUAUCGGCCAUGCAGAUUAUGAAAGGCCUAAAGAAAGGGGAGCCGACGUUCGUGGCCGCCAUUGCCAGUUCGAGAGAAGACAAUGGUGCCAAGGAGUCCUUGCCACCGAUCAUAGAAAAGGUCCUUGAAGAUAACAAGGACGUGAUGCCCGCCGAGCUGCCAAAGACCCUACCUCCGAGGCGCGGGUAG